Molecule: messenger RNA, 1145 nt
Organism: Aptenodytes forsteri (emperor penguin)
Lineage: Eukaryota; Metazoa; Chordata; Aves; Sphenisciformes; Spheniscidae
Gene: HTRA2
Product: HtrA serine peptidase 2
Exons: 8
Coding region: 1-936 (311 amino acids)
Biological process (GO): programmed cell death; proteolysis; positive regulation of apoptotic process
Cellular component (GO): mitochondrion
Molecular function (GO): serine-type endopeptidase activity; protein binding
Source: RefSeq, a predicted model, not a curated record
AUGCAUGUCACCUGUGUGGCUAGAAGGGUACCACGGGAGACCAUGCUGAAAGCCUUCUUAAGGCAUCCCUUUUCGGGCCGUGAUGUGCCCAUCUCUAAUGGCUCGGGUUUCCUGGUGUCUCCGGACGGGCUCAUUGUGACCAACGCACACGUGGUGGCAAACCGGCGGCGUGUGCGGGUGAAGCUGGCCAGCGGUGAGCAGUAUGACGCCGUGGUGCAGGAUGUGGACCAGGUCGCAGACAUCGCUACCAUCAAGAUCAAGCCUAAGCACCCGCUGCCCACCCUGCCCCUUGGGCGCUCCUCCGAGGUGCGGCAGGGAGAGUUCGUGGUGGCCAUGGGCAGCCCGUUUGCCCUGCAGAACACCAUCACCUCUGGCAUCGUCAGCUCUGCCCAGCGGGGCAGCCGGGAGCUGGGCCUGACCGCCUCUGACAUGGAGUACAUCCAGACCGAUGCUGCUAUCGAUUUUGGGAACUCCGGGGGCCCCCUCGUCAACUUGGAUGGCGAAGUGAUUGGGGUGAACACUAUGAAGGUGACAUCAGGCAUCUCUUUUGCCAUCCCCUCAGACCGGCUGCGGAAGUUCCUGCAAAAGAAGGAGCAGCGCAAAAGCUCUUGGUUUGGCAAUACAGAGGCAAAGCGCCGUUACAUAGGGGUGAUGAUGCUGACUCUUACACCCAGCAUCCUGGCUGAGCUGAAGCUGCGUGACCCCAGCUUCCCCGAUGUCUCCUACGGGGUGCUAAUCCACAAGGUGAUCAUUGGCUCCCCGGCCCAUCAGGCAGGGAUGAAGGCAGGUGAUGUCGUGCUGGAGAUAAAUGGGCAGGCAUCGCGCCGAGCAGAGGAUGUGUACGAGGCAGUACGGACGCAGCAGAGCCUGGCCUUGCUGGUGCGGCGUGGCUACGACACUUUGCUGGUGAGCGUCGUCCCUGAGGUCACGGAGUAGCGGUGCUGUCACACAGGCCACUGCGGGUGCUGCUGGUGGUGCUGGCCAAGAGCCAAGGACACAGGACUGAGCCAUGUCUGUGCGCCUAUCAGGGAGAGACUGAGAGCUUGUGAGGAACUGGAAGGGGCCAGGCAGAGGGGGCCCGGCCCGGUGCUUGGGUGGACUCAUGGUGCAACCAUUCCCCUCUGUACUGAAAUAAAGCAGUUUUC